Molecule: messenger RNA, 2790 nt
Organism: Phaeoacremonium minimum UCRPA7
Lineage: Eukaryota; Fungi; Ascomycota; Sordariomycetes; Togniniales; Togniniaceae
Product: putative tetratricopeptide repeat-containing protein
Exons: 6
Coding region: 1-2790 (929 amino acids)
Biological process (GO): post-translational protein targeting to endoplasmic reticulum membrane
Cellular component (GO): TRC complex; membrane
Molecular function (GO): molecular adaptor activity; protein binding
Source: RefSeq, a predicted model, not a curated record
AUGGCGGACGUUGCGGGACUUAUCAUCGGUGUUGCCGCUCUGUGGCAAUCGUGCAUACAGGUCUACGAACUCGUCGACUCCACGCGCCAGCAUGGCAUGGAAUUCGAGCUUCUCAACGUCAAGUACGAAGUCGAGCGCGUUCGUCUACUUUGCUGGGGUGACGCCGUCGGUCUUGCCAAUGUGCAGACAGCAGACGGAGCGCGGACACCCAGGAUCAGCACUCCUGAAUCCACGACGAACCGCUUAGAUGUCCGACUUCGUCGUGACGAAGUGCGCGGCACCGUGCUCCGGCUGCUCGGAUGCAUUCAGCACGUCUUUCAGAAUACGGAGCGGCUACAAGAUCACUAUGGUCUUCAAGAGGCCGCUCCGAUUAGUCUGACAGCCGGCCGAGGCCAAGGCGAUCUGCAAGGACAAGCACCACCGUCGCAGAGCCAGCGCAUUCUGAAUGGAGUGUUUCGGCGUGCAUACGAUAAUCUACGUCGCAUGGCUGGCGAGCGGCAGCGAACGACGCCGUUGACACGUCGAACGGUAUGGGCGGUUCGUGAUCGCCGGAAGUUCGACAUGCUCGUCAGUGAGUUGCGGGGAUUCAAUGAUAGUCUUGAGAGCAUGUUUCCGGAUGCGCAAAUACGGGCGGCCGAGGCCAUGAGAAUCGAGAUCGAAGGUGCCGUCGAGAUCCACAUGUAUAAGAGGAAGAAGUACAUUAGAGUACCCACAAAGGAAAACCAUAUAAAGUUCGAGAAUGAAAAUCCGGGAACCGUUACUGUUGAAGGCUAUGGCCUAGAGUGUUGGGAUUUCGAAGCAACAAAACCAGACAACAGGAAGACGACCAUUAUGAACCACGAAGGGAAGUUUGGUUGGAGUCCGGACAAGGAAGAACUCGACCUUAAAGAGAUGGUUGGAACCCUUGGUAUCACUUACUUCAAUACUCAAUACGCCACGGACCCAAACCGAUGGAUCAGUAACCUUUACAAUGUCUUGAACCGCACUGAUAUCUUCGCCGACUUUCCAGACUCUUCUAGUGUUGGUCUGCAGUGGUCUGGUAACGUGACUGACACCUGCAUUGGGGUUUGGAAUUUCUUACGUCAAAUCAUUGUUGCCCGGGAACUAGCCAUUCGUUUGAAAAACCUGGACGGAACCAGAGGUUACACCGGUUUUACUGAGCGGAUUCUAGGCUCUCUUAUUGUCUCUGACUUGUGGCUGAAGCAUGUACGAAUUAUUCUCGUGGAUGCAAAACUGCCGACCGGUGUUCUUCAAGGCCCCGAAACAGAGGAGGCAAAGGCAAAGGCCGAGGAGUUCAAGAAUCAGGGCAACGAAGCAUUGAAGAAAGGCGAGUACGAUAAAGCGGUCGACCUGUAUACCGAGGCAAUCAAGCUCGAUCUCUCCAAUGCUAUAUACAGAUGUAACAGAUCGGCGGCAUUGAUGGGCCUAGAAAGAUAUGAGGAUGCAGAGGAAGAUGCCUACGUAGCAACUGUAUGCGAUCCGAAAUACGCCAAAGCCUUCUCUCGACUUGGAAUGGCCGUAUUCAAACAAGGUGAUGCCAAGCGAGCGAAACAGGCAUACGAACGGGCAAUCCAAGUCGCUGGAAAGAACGCCACACCACAAAUGCGCCAGGGGCUUGCCAGUGCCGAGGCGAAGAUCGAGGAAAAAAUCAGAGGCAUCAAAGCAGAGAAGGAUGUCGCUAAGCAGCAUGCCCUGCACUCUACAUGGUUUGACGAGGAUUGGGAAAUUUUGGGCAAGACAGUUGAGUUUCACUCAGUUAUACACGAACAACAAGUGGAAGGCUUGCUGUUGUUCGCCGAGCGUAUGCGCUGGCCAUACGUUAACGAGGUGCGCGAUUACGCAGAAGAUGUCUACAGUAGCAUCCGUGCCGGGGGUACGGUUGGCAUCGACCUGCAUGACUGGCUGUACGGUAUCGUGCUGCCCGGGAAAUGGUUUGCCUUUAAGAUUAUGACGGCCCUAGUUCAAUGCACGCUAAGUAUAAAAGAUAAAACCGGCAUCGCUCCAUAUUUUGACUGCGGCCUCGUGCUGUCCACACGAUCAUAUUGGCGACUAAGGACGGUUCUGGGGCGAGUUCUGGGCUGUUUGCCCGGUGUUACCUCGCUGUGUGGCUGGAUUGGACCUUGCCCAAAGGUCGAGUUUGACCCUCCGCUCGAGGGACCAAUUCAGCCUUGCCAUAUUAGGGUCAAGGCGAGGCGAGUUGCCCUAACAGACCACAAACCCGAUUUGGAUGAAGCCAUUUGGCAGAGCAAUCCGUACGAUCGCCGCGACGCGACACGUAUUCGCCCCGACGAAGAGAUGGAGCCAUACCUAGCCGAGCUGCGCGAUUCCAAUAACUGGAUCAUCCCAGAGCCGCCGGUACGAGAUGUUGGAACCUGCGAGGUUGUUUCGAUCAAGCUCAAGAAGCUAGCACUGCAAGUGGAUGUGGCGCAAAAGGCGGCACAGGGGAAGAUACAAGACACGGAAGCAGAGCGUGAGACAGAGUAUCGGGCCAGCAUUACAUUCAAGAUGGACAAUAACGAGGAUCCUAUCACCUACAAGCUUUUUACGAAUCCAGUCUUUGUCGUCCCACCUUCUUGUCUCGAAGGUCCAAAAGGUGUCCAUGAGGUCCAUAUGAGAGAGUUGCCGCGAUAUCAGACAAAUAUAUGGUCAGUGGACAGGCUCAAGGAUCACUUGGCCGAAGACACUGAGGGUAAUGAGGUCAUGGUCAUCAAUGCAACUGGAAAGGGGGCGGAAGUCUUGGCUCGCGCGUGGUGCCCUGAACGGGGGCGUGACACCAUCAAAUCCUAUUAA